AUGGUGUGCAGUAAGGAGGCUUGGGCUAUGAGUUUUGGUACAGCAAUUGAUCACCUACGGAGAGAAAGGAAUAACAUGAAAUUCGAAGAUAGAGCUCGCUUGGCCAGGUAUAUUGUGGCUGUGGUGGUUGAAGAUGUUAGAAGGAACAGACAUUCGUCGAUGGGUGAGGUUAGAAUGGUGACGGAUGUGCUAGUUUGCAGGUGCCUUGGCAUCCCAAUUCAGGCUGCCGCUAAUAGAAGAAUCUUGGAAGUGUUUCGAUGCAAACCCCCUAUUAAUUGGGUUAAAUUAAAUUUUGAUGGUAGUUCACUAGGUAAUCCUGACCGUGCAGGGAAGAUUCCGGUUGGGCUAUUUACUUCUUUGUCGAAGCUGGAGAUGGUUUCUAUUAAUUUCAAUGGCUCGAUAGGAGAAAUACCAACUUCUUUUGGGAACAUUUCCUCCAUUCGAUCUGUCUCUUUAAGUGGAAAUGGACUGCAAGGGAGCAUUCCAGAAACCUUUGGUUGGCUUGCAAAUUUAUACUUUCUAGGACUUGCUCUAAAUAAGCUAUCUGGAGAAAAUCAAAUUUCUGGAACUAUCCCUGCUGGGAUUGAGAAUCUUGUCAACUUGACCGAUUUGGGCUUGGAGGUGAACUUUCUGAAAGAAAUUGGUAAUUUGAAGAGUGUUUCUACAAUAGAUGUCUCUGAAAACAGAUUGUUUGGAGAAAUCCCCUCCUCCUUUGGUGAUUGUAAUAGUUUGGAACAUCUUAACAUAGGGCAUAAUUUCUUUGAAGGAACCAUUACUCAAUCUUUGACUCUUUUGAAGGGGCUUCGAGAUUUAGAUCUCUCAUCAAACAACUUAUCAAGGGAAAUCCCAAAAGAUCUAGAGAAAUUUGUAGCAUUGCAGAGUUUAAAUUUAUCCUUCAAUAAUCUUAAUGGGGAGAUCAAAAAGCAACAUCCAUCCACACCAGUAAUUGGUGACCAGUUCUUGAAGCUUUCUUACAAAGAGCUCUUCCAAGCUACUAGAGGAUUUUUUUCAGCUAAUUUCGUAGGUUCUGGUAGUUUUGGCUCUUUAUACAAAGGGAUUAUCAACAAUGAUGAAACAAUUGUCGCAAUCAAGGUAUUCAACCUUCAAAAUCCAAGAGCUUACAAGAGCUUUACGGUUGAAUGUGAAGCAUUACAGAAUAUUCGGCAUCGAAAUCUUGUCAAGAUUUUAACUUUAUGUUCAAGUCUUGAUUCAAAAGGCAAAUAUUUCAAAGCCCUGGUUUAUGAGUUCAUGCCCAAUGGGAGUCUUGAUGACUGGUUGCAUCCGCUGAUGGAGGAACAUAAUCAUUCAAGGAAUUUAAGCCUUCUUCAAAGAUUAAACAUCGCAAUUGAUGUGGCUUCUACAUUGGAUUACCUUCAUUACCAUUGUUAUACAUCAAUUGUUCAUUGUGACUUGAAGCCAAGCAAUGUUCUACUUGACAGUGAUAUGAUUGCACAUGUUAGUGACUUUGGUUUGGCGAGGCUACUUUUAGAAUCUGGCGACAAUUCAUCCCAGGCUCAAACUAGUACCAUUGGGAUAAAAGGAUUUAUUGGCUAUGCUACUCCAGAAUAUGGCAUGGGUGGAAGAGCAAAUAUAAAAGCUGAUGUGUUUAGCUAUGGGAUCCUAUUAUUGGAGAUGUUCAUAGGAAAAAGGCCAACGGAUCAGCUAUUUACUAAUGACUUAAAUCUCCAUAAUUUUGCAAAGGCAGCUUUACUAGUACACUUGAUGAAAAUUUUAGAUCCAAGACUCCUACCCAAGGAAGAACAAAGUGAAGAAAUUGAGAAAGAUGACAUCAACAAGACUAUUGGUCUUAGUCAUAGGACAGGAAAAUUGCAGGAUUGCAUAAUGGCAAUAAUGGAAAUUGCGCUCCAGUGCUCCAAGGAAUCCCCAAGAGAACGUAUGAACAUGAAUGAUCUGCUUAAUGCUCAUGGAAAACUCCAAGAAAAGAAAGUUUUAGAUCAUACAGCAAAGAUUUACCCCCAAUUAGAACAAUUCCGUCAAUACUAG
Messenger RNA from Macadamia integrifolia, 2004 nucleotides. RefSeq names its product probable LRR receptor-like serine/threonine-protein kinase At3g47570. The record is from RefSeq and is a predicted model, not a curated record. Bases 1 to 2004 code for a protein of 667 amino acids. Gene Ontology annotation, biological process: protein phosphorylation. Gene Ontology annotation, molecular function: protein binding; protein kinase activity; ATP binding. NCBI's taxonomy places the organism in Eukaryota, Viridiplantae, Streptophyta, Magnoliopsida, Proteales, Proteaceae. The transcript is spliced from 8 exons.